Molecule: messenger RNA, 4759 nt
Organism: Closterium sp. NIES-67
Lineage: Eukaryota; Viridiplantae; Streptophyta; Zygnematophyceae; Desmidiales; Closteriaceae
Source: the annotation of a GenBank genome assembly
CAGUUUCCAGCUCCACAUACUGUACCCCUCGGCGAGGCUGCUUGGAGUGGAGGAGAGCUUGACUGUGUUUCCUUGUCCACCACUGAACAUUUUUGUGGAGGGUCCGUCGGUCUUUUUUUUUUCCACCAUUUGCGGCGGAGAAGCUCCAGGCCUCAGGAAGCUCACCCUUACUCUGCGUCAGUUUGCUUUGCUCGCCUCGCCAUUACGAACCGCGACGGUGAAAAUCCUCUUGCCGACCGCCCUUGCUCGAAGGAGGAGCAGCAGCAGUAAGCCAAACCGAGCUAAGACCGCGCAAAGCCACCGCAUCGCGUAUCUUGCGCCGUCUAUCAUCCAGCCUCAAAGCCACCGCCUUUCUGCGCCUUUUUAUUUCUUCCCCUCCUCCAUCCGCGUCGUUUCCUCUCCCCACCUUUUCCGCAAUGGGAGCUCAACAAUCCGCCGCCAAGGGAGUCAAGCUGCGUCGCCGCGGCGCCACCGCGGGAGCUGUUACCGCGGACGAGCUUAACGAAGCAGGCGUUGACCUCGCGAAAGCCGUCGCGCAAUCCUCCAAGAUCCAGGAGCUCGCGCGCGCACAAGCAGGCGCGCAGGCUGGCGCGGCCGUCGCCGUCGUCCCCGCGAGAUCCGCAGCUGCGGGAGGAAGCUCGGAUGCGCGGAGGAAGACGCGCGCGUCGUCGACGCUGGACCUGCCGCCAUGGGAGGUGGUCGCCAGCUUGACGGAGGCCGACUGGGUGGCGCUCCGCGCGUGGAUUGAGGCUGGAUGGCGCUGCCGCAAGUGCGGUCACGUGCGCGACGACGGCAACGAGCAUCCCAAGGCGGCGCAGCUGCUGCAGCGCUGCGGCAUCCACCUCCCCAAGCCCGGCACAGCCAGCGGCACGCGCGCGGGCGGCGCCAGCGCCAGCGCCGCUGGGUCCGGCGCCGGCUCUCCCGCUAUUAGCGGCCGCACGACCCCGUCUACUACCACUACCGGGAUGCAUGCUAUCGAGUACGCUUCCGCUUCCCCCGAUAACCAAGUCGGGUAUCUUUCCGACACCUCUUCUCCCAACACUUCCCGCACGGGCUCCCCGCAGCGGGACUCGCGCGGCGCGCGGAGGAGCGGCCCCGCGGGCUCCGACACGUCGCACGACGCGUCCCCGCGCUUCCACGGCGGGUCCCCGUUCGGGGGAUCCGAUGGGGGAGUCUCGGCAGGGGGAGCGGGCGGGGGGGCGGGGACGACUGCGGCGAAUGUUCUCGGAAUCGAGGCGUGCCCCCACAUGCAGGGGAAGAUGAUUGCGGGGAGCGACCGCGCGAGCGAGAUCGACAGCUUGAAUUCGAGCUUCAGGGAAGAGACGGGGAGCACGCGCGGCAUGGGGGGAGUUCCGCCUGCCGGCGGCGUGCGGAAGGGCGGCGGGGCGGCCUCCGGGGAGGCGCUGCAGCGGAAGCUUCUGUCCGCUAUUGCGCGCGCGCACCAAGUGUACUUCAUCGAUAAGGAGCCGAACGGCACGCUGGUGUUCGACUUCCUGCUGUCGGCGCUGCUCGACGUGACCGCGUCGGGCUUCGGGUUCAUCUCGUCCGCGCUGCUCAAGGCCGACGGCACGCCCUACCUCAAGACCCACGCCAUGACGAACGUGGCCUGGACCAAGGAGCUGCGCGCAUGGUACGCGGCGAACGCGCACAAGGGGCUGGUGUUCACCAACAUGAACACGCUGCACGGCACCGUGGUGCUCACGGGGCAGGCCGUCAUCACCAACGACGCCGUCAACGACUCGCGGUCCCGCGGCGUGCCGCCCGGCCACCCGCCCAUUGAGACGUUCAUGGGCAUUCCGCUGUACACCGGCACGGAGCUGAUCGGCAUCUUCGGGCUGGCGAACCGCAUGGAGGGGUACGACGAGCAGCUGGCCAAGGACCUGGAGCCGCUCACGCUGACCAUCGCGCAGAUGAUCUACGCCGUGAACGAGCGGAAGCGGCGCAAGGAGGCGGAGCUGCAUUUGUCCAGUGUGGUGCAGGUGGCGAACGAGGGCAUCAUGUCGCUAUCGCACAGCGGGCACGUGACGUCCAUGAACCACUCGGCGCGCGUCAUGUUUGGCUUCGCUGCGCCCGGCAGCGAGCAGUCGGAGGACGUGCCGCCGCCCGCCAACCUGCAGAUCACGGACCUGCUGCUGGAGGUGGACGGCCAUGCUAACUUCCUGAGGGAAGGUCUGGAGCACCAUGCGGGGCACGUGCACUCGGGGCAGGGGCAGCGGCAAGACGGCAGUCUGUUCCCCAUGGAGGUGUCGAUCAGCAAGGGCACCUACGACACCGUCUUCUAUGUCGCUGUUGUCAGGGACGUCUCGGAGAAGCUCGACUCCUCCCGCAAGCUGCAGGAGAGCGAGGAGCGGUGGAAGUACGCGCUGCACGGCAGCGAGCUGGGCGUGUGGGACUGGAACGUGCGCGACAACACCCUCGAGCUCAGCGACCAGUGGAAGGCGCUGCUCGGCUACUCGCCGGACGAGCUGGAGGCGACGGUGGAGGCGUGGGAGGGCCUGCUGCACCCCGACGACGCGGCGUCGGCGUUCAUCGACCUCAAGGCGCACCUGGACGGCCGCACGCCCGUCUUCGUGCACGAGCAGCGCCUACGCUGCAAGGACGGGUCGUACCGUUGGCUGCUGCACCGCGGGCAAGUGGUGGCGCGAGGGGAGAGCGGCGAGCCGCUGCACUUUGUGGGCACGCAUGCGGACGUGACGGACCGGAAGCAGACGCACGCUGCUGUCGUGGCCGCUGACAGCGCUAACGCCCGCCUCAGAACUGCCGAGGCUGGCCUGUUCGCCAAGCUGGACCAUGAGGUUCGGGAGCCAAUCACGAGUGUGCUGGAGAGCACCAAGGCGCUCAAGGAUGCGCCGGAGCUCACUGACGAGCACCGGGCGGCAGUGAAUCAGAUCGAGGAGAGCGGGCGGCAGCUGGCGUCUGUUGUGGCAGACGCUCUGGACAGCAGCAUCAUUGAGGCAGGCGGCUGGACGCCCAAGCUGGCACUCACUACCGUGGCUGAGAUGGCGGAGGCGGCAGCGGAGGCGAUGGCGGCGUCAGCGGAGAGCAAGGGGCUGGAGGUGGUGGUGGACGCAUCGCCCGACGCCCCGCCCUUCAUCCUCGCUGACUCCACGCGCACCCUCCAGGUACUGGUGUCGCUGCUCUCCCUGGCCAUCCAGUGCACGUCGCGUGGCUUUGUGCGGCUGCGCAUCUACAAGGAGACGCCACCAGCAGCAGCGGGCGGCAAGUCCAUUGUGCUCGUGGCGUCCGUGGAGUCCCCCGCAGCUCCCGCUGCUCUCUCCGCUGCCUUUGAGGCCAACCAGGGAGGCCUGCUGGCGGCUAAGAUGCUGGUGGAGGCGAUGGGGGGAGCCAUCACGCUGGUGGCGGAGCAGCACCGUGUGCCGUCCAUCGCAGUCAAGUUCCCCGUGGACCUCACCCGACCGGAGUUCCAGAGCGCCGUGGUGCUGCGCCCCUCUGCACCGCCCGUCAUCGAGCAGCCGCUCCGGCAGUCGCGCGUGCUCGUGGUGGGCGCGCUGCAGGUGACAACAGCAGCCAUAGCCAAGCAGCUGCACGCGUGGCACGUGCCCCACAGCACCAGCAGCAGCACGCCAGAAGAAGCCUUCCUCUCACUCUUCCCCGCACACGCCCUCCCCCCAGUCAUGACCUCCCCCGGCCAAUCCCCCCCCACAACCUUCCCGGACGGAACCCCCCGCGACGGCCUCUCUCUAGACUACGACCUAGUGGUAGUGGACUGCUCUCAAAAGAAGCAGGUGCAGGGGGACCCGGAUAUGCUGGCGGUGCUGCAGCUGCUGGCGAGGGACCGCGUGGGCGUGGUGCUGCUGCUGAGCCGGACCGUGGCGAGGGACCCGGGGUUCAGGAAGGAAGUGGAGGCGGCUGCGGACUGGCAUGGGCAGGCGCCCGUGCUGCUGGCGAAACCAAUGGUGCGUCCCAGGGCUCUCCUGGAGGCAUUAGAGGACGCACUCCUGCUGCUCCCCGGCAACGACCACGCGCUGUCGGACCUGCGGGGCGCGGCGCACGACAGCGAGGAGAAGGACAAGCAGGCGGCGGACCAGGCGCUCAAGGAGGGCAAGGGCGCCAUCGAGCGGGCCACACAGGGGGGCGCGCUGCAGGGCCGCGCACUCGUGGCGGAUUGCAACGCCGCGGAUCGCAGGGUGGCAGAGCGGCUGUGUGCGGCCAUGGGGCUGGCAGUGGAGGGGGUGAGCUCGGUGGUGCGAGCCAUGGAGCGCAACCAGGCGGCGGGCUUCGACCUCAUCCUCAUCAACACGCAGAUGCCUGGAGUGGACCUCCCUGCAGUGCUGCAGGCCCUGCAGAGCGACCACCGCCGACGGGGUGCCACUCGCGCUCUCAUUGUCGUCGGCCUUUGCACAGGCCUCGAUGAGAAGCAGAGGGCUGCUCACCUUGCAGAGGGUCUCUCAGAGGCUCUGCCCAAGCCAUUUACCAUUGGCGCACUGGAGUCUGUUCUUCGCUCCUUCCUGCCCCCGCAGUGAUGGUAGCUGCUCGGGACCGGGAUGAGAGGAGGGAGGAUGCAGUCAACAAACAUAUAUUCUGUAUACAGCUAUCUAGUUAGUUUAGAUAUGUUAUAGCCUAGUUAGAUCAGUUCUUAAAGGAGACAAUAUUUGUACUUGUAUCUCCCCUCCCCUCAGAGUCACUUUCCCCGUACUCGAACAUGGUAUUGAGCUAGGUUAGAUUUUUUCCCACUGUUACUCAUGCUUCUGUUGCUGUAGACUCUUUUUGCUUGUUUCCCUCUCAAAUCCCGUGCCCU